Messenger RNA from Diabrotica balteata, 831 nucleotides. The record is from the annotation of a GenBank genome assembly. NCBI's taxonomy places the organism in Eukaryota, Metazoa, Arthropoda, Insecta, Coleoptera, Chrysomelidae.
ACAAUUUAAAAUUUAUUGUUUUAAUUUUACAUAACUUUACAACACGCUUUAACCUGUACAUGAUUAAAUUUACCUAAAGGAUUGAAAUGAAAAACCGACAAAGUAAUUUUUUAUCAGCUAUUUUAGACGCAGUAUCUGUGAGUGCCAACGACGACUGUUCUCAAACAGAAAGAAACAAAAACCUUUGCAGACCUAGUGAGAUACCAAUAUAUUCCAAUCAAUGUGUUUGUCGUGAACAUCGCGAAGAACAUUGUACACCAAGUCGACUCGAAAGACUAAUUAAAUUUGCAAGAGAAAAGACUGAAGAAUUAAGCGAAGACGCGGAGCAAUACAAAAGUCAUGGAAUUAUGCAUUUAAAAAGGGGUAAAAAGCAGUUUGACUCAUUUUUAUACUAUCUUAGGAAAGAAGAGAAUGUAUUGCCUAGAGUGGGUGCAAUAACAAUAGGAGCGUUAACGGGAUUUUUAUGUGGAAUAAGAGGCAGAUAUGUUAAAAGAACCGUAUAUGCGACAACUGGAGCCCUUGGUGUGGCUGCAAUGUGUUAUCCAGAACAAGCAGCUGAAUAUACUAAAGUGGUAAUAACACAGGCAAAACAUAUAAUAAUUACAGCAUAUGAUCUCAUUAAAAAUGAGAAAAAAACUGACGUAACGAAUGGAAAUAAUAACAAUGAUGCUGAUAUUGAAAAUUCUGGUAAUAAUGCGUCAACUGUAGAAGAUCCCUUAGCUAUUAUUGCUAGGACUAGAGAUCUAGCUAUUAACAAACAAUGCCACUGUCCCAUAGGUGCUUGUCUUGGGCACCAAGAAGAGUCCAAUAAGACAGAAUAAUAAAUAUGUG